ACCGCGGGGAAUAGGAUGGGGCGGCCCGCGGGGCGGCUUCUGGCUUCCUGCCGCGAGGGAGGAGCGCAGCGCACAGGGGCAGCCUUUCCGCUGGGGUCCAAGGACGGACUUCCCUGGCUGGGCCCAGAGAAGGCUCCGCGGGACAGGGUGCUGUGUGGUGGGAAUGGCGACGGUGGGACACCGGGCUGCAGGCUUUGGAGUAGAGAGCUGCCGGGACAGGGGCUGGGUCCCGCUGCGGACCCGCACCCCUGUGAGCUGUGGAGCCCACGACACUGCCUGGGCCAUGGACUCGAAGGGUUGGUUCCUCCGGAGGCUCUGAGGAGUCUGCUCUGGCCUCUCCAGCUCCAGUCUCCGUCUGCACUGGCAUCCCUGUGUGUGUCUGUCAGCAAUGGCACCAGCCCCCAGGAUGAGCGCACCACAAGCCUGCUGGUGUUCGGCUUCCUCCAGAGCUACCCGCACUCCCGUUGCCACCAAGAGCUGGAGGUGCUGGGCCACAAGCUGGCCAUGCGCGUGGCCCACGACGAUGAGCUGCAGACGGAUGGCAACUGGUGCAGCCACUUCCGUGAUGAGGGGGCGGCAGAGACAGACUCUGAGACUCAGGAGGAAGUGGUCCGGGACAUCGCCAGGCAGCUCGCCCAGAUUGGGGACAGGAUGGAGUGCAGCAUCCGCCCGGGGCUGGUGGCUGGCCUGGCCGCGCAGUUCAGGAACACGAGCCUGUCGGAGGAGGAGCGGAGGCGGUGCCUGGCGGCGGCGCUGGAACAACUCGUGCAGCUCUGCCCCGCGGACGUGGACCGUGAGAAGACCCUGCUCCUGCUGACCAUGCUUGUGGCCAAAAAGGUGGCCGACCACUCGCCAGCUUUGCUCCAAGAUGUCUUUCACACCACAGUGACCUUCAUCAACCAGAACCUUCUCGCCUACGUGAGGAACUUAGUCCAAAACCUCCAAGCUGAGAGUCAGGUACAUUCUCCGUCCCGUAUCUGGAAGACUUCUUCACCCAACCAAGAUACCGGAUCAACACGGUUGUCAAGCAACAACUCUGAGGGACAAUAUGGCCCCAAAGCCAGUCAGACUUCGUUGCCUUCUUCCUUGCUGUCAUGGACUCUCUACCUUACAACUGAUUUCUGUAUUUGGGACGUGAUUAUUUUAAUGAUGACUCACCAAAAAUUUUGUGCUUUUAUGUAUGAAGUUUUAAAGAAAGAAUAGAUGACCAUUGAGACUUUCACUCCUGGUCAUCUGAAGCAAAAAUAUAAAAACAGAGGCCUCUCCCUUGACAAUUACUGUCAUUAAUGAAGACCAGGCUUUCAAUAAAAGGUAAAGCACUGUUUGGGGUAAUACUUUACCUAAAACUUAGCACGUUAGGGGACUAACAUCUACAACUCGCCUUAGAUCCAGUCCAAUAAGUUAAAUAAUUUUUAGCAUAAAAUACGUAUAUUGCUGGAAACAGCUAUCUCUUUAGCCCCACUGAUACAAAAAACAGAAAGGAGUAACUUCAAGGGCUCAAAAAUAUAAAACGAAUUGGGACCAACUAGAGUUUAAAUAUGCAUGAAGGGGCAACUCCCUGGCGGUCCGGUGGUUGGGACUCCACACUCUCACUGCCCAUCCUCGGUUGGGGAACUAGAUCCUGCAAGCUGCAUGGCGUGGCCAAUAAGUAAAUAAAUAUGUACAAAGAAUCAGAAAACUAUGUUUUGUUUAAACAGAUGAAGCCCAGAGAGAUCAGGUAACUUGCCCAAGGUCCCUCAGCGGCUGUGAGAACUGGACUGUCAGUGUCCUUUUGAAGACUUUACUGAAAUUAAUUCAUUUCACUUUCACAGAUAAGGAAACUAAAGCAACUGAGAUGGGUAAGUAAUUGGCCUGAAGUCCAAAGCUGGGACUGGAUCUAACCAGGCCGCUUACCUGCAGGGCCCACGCUUCCGUCAACUGUGCUCCCCUAACGCUCGAGCCCAAGGCUCCCCCCAACCCCAGACUUCCACACUGGUGCUUUUCUUGAGUUUACAGCAAGAAGCAAAUGUUAAAGGUUAUUCUUGGUGUUUUAGUCAAGCAAAUACACAAAGAUAUGUUCAUGAAACCCUUCAAAGAAAAAGGGAAGUAGAGAAGAAACUGAAAUACGGAGGUAAAGGGACUCUUAUAGAAUAAACGUAAGAUAAAAUGUAAGUGUAACCUUGGUUUUAGUGGUAGGAACGAAGUAAAAACAGCUUGGAGAUCGCUCAAAGAACCAUUUCAAAGUGUGCAGCAGUGCUUCACCACGUCUGUAUUAACCACAUUUGCUUCGAGUUCUGUUUUGGUUCACACCAGUUACAAAUUAUUCUGCCACUUCAAGUAGUGUUUCACACGCAGGGUCACAGCUGCCAAUGAACUUAACUGUUCCAGCUGAGGACGCCGGGGCUGACUUCCAAGACCCCACUCCCUGGUAACUCAGAGACCCACGCCCCUCGGCGUGUACCAGCCAACCCGUAUCACUACGAUCUCUCUCUCAAGUAUUCACUGGAAAAGACAAACACAGAUACCUUGCUUCUCUACAUUCAGUCAAACAGGGUACUAACGACCAAAUGCCUCUUAGAUCGCUAUUAACCUAAAAUAAGAAAAGAGAGGGAAUUCCCUGGUGGUCCAGUGGUUAAGACUCCACACUUUCACCACCAAGGACCCGGGUUCGAUCCCUGGUCGGGGAACGAAGACCCACAAGCCGUGCGGCACAGCCAAAAAUAUAAAAAUAAAACAAAAACAACAAAAAACCCCAAAAAAUAUACGUGAGAGAGACUCAGAGAAGUAACUUUCCACCUAAUGUGAUGACCAAGACCACAAAGAAUACAUUUUAGACACAAUGCAGUACACACGCACACUCACACAUAAAACAAACAGAUCUCAUGAAACACUAAAUCAAACCCUUACUACACUGAAACUACUUCAGUUUGCAAAACCCACUUAACUGAUUUUAGAUCACAAACUAUGUGUCACCUCCCACACUUUGUUCUAACCAGUUCUGACCUAAAAGUUCCCAAGAGACAGUCUUCAAACGUCCUUGAUUCAAACAAGCAAACAAACAAACAUAAACUUUUUGAGGUUUGCAGUUCUUAAAGUAGAAAUGAGAAGCUGCAAGUCGGAAAAAAUAGACAAAAAUUAAUUUUAUUCUAUUUAGUAUUAUUACAGAUGACAUUUCCCCCAGUAAUCUUUCAUGUAGUCUAAAUGUUUCACAGUAAGUAUUUAGGUUAGCACAUGCCGCAGGAGAAAACCCAGGAGAAGCCGGCCCCGCGGUGGCCCCUUGUGGGCUCGCAGGCCUGGCAGCCGGGGGGUGGGCUGUCCCGGCUCACACCCGGCCGUGCCUGACUGCUGCCCGGCAAAGACAGUCACCACCUAAACUCGAAGGAAACUUUAAUCAGACUGAGAAGUGGAAAAACACACACUCUUAGGGACACAUCUGAAAAGCUGGUAUUUGUAAAAAUGUAAUGUUUUCACAGAACACUUUUUCACACCAUCACUUUUGUGAGCUACAGAAGCUGCUCUUCCAUACUGUAAUUGAUGAAACUGAGGCUCAGCAAAGUUAAAUGAAUUCCCCCCAAAACUCAGGGCUAAUAUUUGGCAGAGCUGGGGCCACAAACAAAUUGUGAUUCCGAUCUCAACUCCCACAGUCUGGCCGGGGAAAAAAUAAGGUAGAAGGCAAGCAAACAAGCGUGCGUGCGCCCCCCCCAGCCGCUACCCUGCAGUUCCAGUACCAACAGUAGCAGACAGUCACUCUCCACUUCUCUCUGGAAAGCUGGCCGCCAGCGGACAUGUGCUUCUGACUGCGCCCCAACGACCCCGGCCUCCUCCUGUCCUCCGACCCCCGUAACACAGCCACCUCACAGCACAGAACGUGCCACCCCGCCCUGCCCUGAGCCCAAGGAGGGCCUAUUUUACUCAACUUCUGGGUAGCAGCACCUAGCGGAGGGGGCACAACAUCCACAAUCAGUUAAGGGUUACUGGGUAGAAAACUGACACUGUAACUGAGGAGCGCUGGGGGCUCCGUGUGCACAAAACUGAGAAGCAAAACCUUCCGAGGGCCUUGCAGGUUCCCCGUGGAAGGUCUUGGUCGUCUCCACUCCGCCCUGAAGUGGGUCAAAAAGCUGAACGACCAGAAAUCUCAAAGACUGUAAGAGAAGAGAGGUGAUGCCACAGGGCAAACCGCUGCCCCGAGGCUGGAGACGGAAGGGCGGGGCUGGGGGUCACCCGGGGACCAGUCCCAGGGAGGCCCUGCAAUUCUGAGAUUCACCUCUACCCCACUGCUCCCUGCUCCUGGGCGAGGGGGAAAAUGAGCCCUGAUCUUCCUGACAAGCUGUGCCCUCAGGGGGAACCAGUUAACCACAGCCUAACUGCCCGAGAGGAAAGGAAAUACUCGCAGGCAGCCCACUCCAACCUUCCAGUCCUGCCCCGUGUAAAGGAGGAGAGAGACACAGAAACUCUGGCAAAUUCACAGGGGACACAGGCUCACCCACAGAGCCUAGUCACAGAACUCCAACGCACCUGCCACACACCUCGCCACCACGUCACUGAGGCCUAUUUACCUUUUACCCAGGACAUCAUGUCUGGCUAUCCAGAAAAAAAUGACAAGGCAAACCAAAGGGAGAAGAAAAACAAGCACACAUUUGAAAAGAUGGAGCAAGUAUCAGAACCAGACAUGGUAGGGAGGCUGGAACUAUCGAUCAGGAAUUUAACACGACUGUGAUUAAUUUGCUAAGGGCUCUAAUGGAUAAAGUAGACAGCACACAAGAACAGAUGGGCAAUGUCAGCAGAGAUGGAAAUCCUAAGAACCAAAAAAAAAAAAUGCUAGAGAUUUAAAAACAACACUGAAACAGAAAUGAAGAAUGCCCCCCCCCCCUUUUUUUGGCCAUGCCAAGCAGCGUGCAGGACCUGAAUUCCCCAACCAGGGAUUGAACCCAGGCCCUGGCAGUGAAAGCGCCGGUCCUAACCACUGGACCACCAGGGAAUUCCCAUGAAGAAUGCCUUUGAUGGGCUUAUUAUUAGAUUCCACACUGCAGAGGAAAGAACCUCUUAGCUUGAGGAUGUCUCGAUAGAAACAUCCCAAACUGAAAGGCAAAGACAACAAAGACAGGGGAAAGAAAACAACAGGACAUCCAAGGACUGUGGGACAACUACGCAAGGUGUAACACACACACCUGGAACACGGAAGGUGAAGAGAGAAAGGAACAGGAGAAAAAUAUCUGUAACUAUAAGGACUAAGAAAGUCCCCAAGUCAACGUCAGACAGCAAACCACAGAUUCAGGAAGCUCUGAGAACACCAAGUACAGUAAGUAUCCAAAGAAUUACACCUAAGCAUGUCAUUCUCAAAUUACAGAAAAUCAGAGAUAAAGAAAAAAAUUCUGUGACAAGUCAGAGGAAAAAAUAUCUUACCUAGAGAGGAACAAAGAUAAGAAUUACAUCUAGCUUCUCAUCAGAAACCAAGCAAGCAAGAAGAGAGUGGAGGGAAACACUUAAAGUGUUGAGAGAAAAAACCUACUGACCUAGAAUUCUGUUCCUGAGAAGUUAUCCUUCAAAAAUGAAGGAGAGGGUGUGGAGAACAGGGAACCCUCCCCUGCACUGUUGGUGGGAAUGUAAAGUGAUACAACCACUAUGGAGAACAGUACGGAGGUUCCUUAAAUACUAAAAAUAGAACUACCAUACAACCCAGCAAUCCCUCUACUGGGCAUAUACCCUGAGAAAACCAUAAUUCAAAAAGAGUCAUGUACCACAAUGUUCAUUGCAGCACUAUUUACAACAGCCAGGACAUGAAAGCAACCUAACUGUCUAUCGACAGGUGAAUGGAUAAAGAUGUGGCACAUAUAUACAAUGGAAUAUUACUCAGCCAUAAAAGAAAUGAAAUUGAGUUAUCUGCAAAGAGGUGGAUGGACGUAGAGUCUGUCAUACAGAGUGAAGUAAGUCAGAAAGAGAAAAACAAAUACCACAUGCUAACACAUAUAUAUGGAAUGUAAACAAACGGUACUGAUGAACCUAGGAGCAGGGCAGGAAUAAAGACGCAGACACAGAGAACGGACUUGACGGGGAAGGGUAAGCUGCGACGAAGUGAGAGAGUGGCAUGGACAUAUAUACACUACCAAACGUAAAACAGCUAGCGGGAAACAGCCGCGUAGCACAGGGAGAUCAGCUCGGUGCUUUGUGACCACCUACAGGGGUGGGAUAGGGAGGGUGGGAGGGAGACACAAGAGGGAGGGGAUAUGGGGAUAUAUGUAUGCAUACAGCAGAUUCACUUUGUUGUACAGCAGCAACUAACACAGCAUUGUAAAGCAAUUAUACUCCAAUAAAGAUAUAAAAAAAGAAAAAUAAAAAUUAAGGCAAGAAUGUAUUAAGUUGUACAAGUAAGAAUAUACAAAAAACCACUGAAUUAUAUACUUCAUAUGGGUAAACUGUGUGGUUGUGAAUUAUAUCUCAAUAAAGUAAACUAUUCACACACACACACACACAAAAAGGAGAAAUAAAGCUUUUCUCAGACAAGCAAAAAUUGAAGGAAUUGCUAGUAGACAUGCCUUGUAAGAAACGUUAAAAGAAGUUCUUUAGAGAAGGAUAAUGAUAUAAGUCAGAAAUGCAGAUCUACAAAGAGAAAGGGAGGCCACUGAGGAAGAAGUAGGUGAAGGGAGAAUAAAAACUUUUAUUUUUCUUAUUCUUAAUUGAUCUGCCAGAUAACAGCUGCUCAAAGUAAUAAUAGCAACAAUGUAUUCGAUUAUGUGUGCUUAUACAAGUGACAUGAAUGACAGCAAUGAUACAAGGGAUACUCGUUACAAGGCACUCACUCACUCACAGUGCUCGUGAAGCAGUACAGUGUUACCUGAAAGUGGACUUGGAUUAGUUGUAAAUGUAUAUUGCAAACUGUAGGGCAACCACUUAAAGAGGUAAAAAGAGAAAUGUAAUGGACAUGCCAAGAAAGGAGAGAAAAUGGAAACGUAUAACAUCCUCAAUUAAAACCACAAAAGGCAGAAAAAGAGUGGGGGAUAAAAACAGGAACAAAGAAUAAGGGCAACGAGUAGAAAACAAUGACAAAUAUGACAGAUAGUCAUCUAAUUACAUCAAUAAUUACUUUGGGGCUUCCCUGGUGGCACAGUGGUUGGGAGUCCGCCUGCCAAUGCAGGGGACGCAGGUUUAAGCCCUGGUCUGGAAGGAUCCCACAUGCUGUGGAGCAGCUAAGCCUGGGCACCACAGCUGCUGAGCCUGUGCUCUGGAGACCGCAGGCCACAACUACUGAGCCCGUGUGCCACGACUGCUAGGGCGCGCGCACCUAGAGCCCGUGCUCUGCAACAAAGAGAGGCCACUGCAGUGAGAGGCCCAUGCACUGCAGCGAAGAGUAGACCCCGCUCGCCACAACCAGAGAAAGCCCACGUGCAGCCAAAAAUAAAAAUAAAAUAAUUAAAAAACAAAUACAAUUAAAAAUAAUAAUAAUAAUAAUUACUUUGAACAUCAAUAGUCUAAACACACCAACUACAAGAAAGACAUAGUCAGACUGGAUGAAAAAAUAAGAUCCGACUGUCUGCUGUGUCUAAGAAACUCGCUUCACGUAAAGACGCAGACAUGUUAAGAGUAACCUGACCAUGCAGACACUCAUCAGAGGCAAGUGGGAGCAGCUGCCAGCAGGGCCCUCUUUAGUUGUUGCCCACGGCUGCCAGGCAGUUUACAUUGCUUUUUCGUCAUAGGGGAGUUUCAACUGCAGAAAUGGUACAUCCCACCAUCAGACAAAGAGAAGGAAAAGAUGACAAGAGAACCGUUCAAACCAUUUAAGUACCAAAACCUAAAAGGUGCAGCUUUCAUGAGUGGUAAGAUCAGAGGAAUGUUCACAGAAGACGUGCUCAUCUGUGUUUCUCCUGUGCCACUGAGGGUCAGGACAGGGACUAAGGACCCUGGAAACAACCCACUGCUACCUGGAACAACUUGACAAGGACCUUGGCUGUGCACGUGAGCUUGAUAUCAUCCUUAAUUCUGAGAAGGCUUUCUGUAUUUUGGAUGGGUUUCUUUUGGGAGGGGAAACAUUCAAGAAAAGUGUCCCUAAAGCAAGUGAGCAAGCUGAUGUGGUACAGGAGCCACGUCAUGAGUGCUUCAAUGUCCCCGUGGACCAAGUGUCCACUCAUCCUGUGUACGGAAUUCAGAGGAAACAAAGCUGAUAUGCUGAUGAAAGAAAAUAUCCUCAGCUUGGUGACUGAUUAUCUUGUAUAAUAAGAGAACAUUUCAGGGACUUCCCUGGUGGCGCAGUGGUUAAGAAUCUGCCUGCCAAUGCAGGGGCCACGGGUUCGAGCCCUGCUCCGGGAAGAUCCCACAUGCUGCAGAGCAGCUAAGCCCGUGCGCCACAACUACUGAGCCUGCGAGCCACAACUACUGAACCCGCAAGCCACAACUAUCGAAACCUGCGUGCCUAGAGCCCGUGCUCCACAACAAGAGAAGCUACCACAAUAAGAAGUAUGUGCACCACAAUGAAGAGUAGCCCCUGCUCGCCACAACUAGAGAAAGCCCACACGCAGCAACGAAGACCCAACACAGCGAAAAAGAAAAAUAAAAUAAAAAAGGAACUACAGACCCACACAUUGCAUAGACUUAAAGACAGGAUAUUUUUGAGACAUUUGGAAAUUUGAAUGCUAACAGGAUAUCUGAUGAUAUGAAGAUUAUUUUUAAUUUUUUUGUGAUGUGACAAUGGUUUUGUGAUUUAAAAUAAAAAAAGAACCUUUAUUUUUCAGAGAUACAUAGUGAAAUCUUUACAGAUAAAAUUAUAGGAUGUCUGGAUUUCGCUUCAAAAUACUACUGUAUUAAGAGGGGAGGUGAUUAGGAUGUGAAUAAAGCAUAACUGGCAGUAAAUUAAUGAUUGCCAGGACUAAGUGAUGGGGGUUCAUUACACUCUCGUGUCUGUUUUCAUAUAUAUACAAUAUUCUCCAAAAGAAAACUUUUUAAAAAAGUAAGUAGUAUAAGAGAAUUAAAAAAAUUAAAAUCCACUGUACCUUCCUCCAAAAAAAGAAAAUAUGAAUAGCUCUAUGCCAACAAAUCUGAAAAUUUAGGGAUAAUAUUCUAGAAAGAUUAUCAAAAGUUGACAAGAAAAAAAACAGAAACCUUCCCUCAAAGAAAAUACCAGAUGGUUUUGAAGGAAUGUUAUAGGAAGCAAGGCACAGAUGAUCUGAGUCUCAUACAAACUGUUCCAGAGUACAGAAAAGGAGGAACCAUUCUUUCCAACUCUAAAUUCUUUUAUGAAGCCAGCACACCCUUAAAACUGAAACCAAACAAGAAAAAGUACAGGUCAUCCUCACUCAUCGGGACAGAUACAACUAAAUGGUAGAACGAUUAAAGGAAAUUUAACUCACAUUAACAUCAGGAAAGACAAGGAUGGAUUCUAAUACCAAUUCUGUUAAUAUGGUGCUGAUUAGUGCAAUACAUUUUUUAAAAAAGAUAGACUCAUCAAGGAAAAAAAAUUGACAUUAUUCACACAUGGUGUGAUUUUCUAUGUAGAAAACCCAAAGAAGCCCAGGGAUAAUCAGAAUAAUAAGACAGUUGGACAAAUCUGCUGGAUAUAAAGUCAAUGUGGAAAAGCCAACUUGACAAAGGAGCCAUAGUUAUGCACGACGUUAACACUAGGGGAAACGGGGUGAAGGGCAUGUGGGGAUGCUUUAUCUUUGUAACCUUCUUGUAAAUCUAUAAUUAUUCCUAAAUAAUCUUAUUUUAAUAAAUAAUUUUUAAAAUUAAUAAGUCUGACAAUAUUAAGCGUUGGGGAGGAGGUACAACAACAAAAAUUCUCGUAUUUAAAAAGAAAAACUCUUAUAUGCUGCUGACAGAGGGCAAGCUGGAAACCACUGUGGAAAACACUUUGGCAUGAUCUUGUAAAUUAGAACAUGUCUAUACUCUUGGAACCAGAAAUUCUACUCCCAAGUAUAUAUACCCAGAGAAACUCCUGCACAUAUGGAUGAGACUCUUUCCAACAGCAAAAAGGGAGAAAUGUUUACUGGCAAGCCUGUAGAUAAAUAAACUACAGAUAAAUUGUGAUAUAUUUACACAUGGAAACCAAACGCCCAUCAACAUAUCAACUUGGAUCAUGUGUUCUCAAAGGGGAUGAAGUAGAGGGUUAAAACUGGUCUGGGGAGAUGUGAGCAAUCUUAGAUAUUACGAAGGCCUGUGGCCCUCCAAAAGGCCCCAGCAUAAAAAGACUUAUAUCUGUGCUUUUAAAAUUUCACGUGGGGAGGAGGGAGAUGAUAAGGAUAAAAAUGUCUAAAAAGGAAUCCUAGGAGGUGAUAAUGGAAAAAAAAGUUGAGAAACAAUGACCUAGGUGAAUCUUAAGAAUAUACAACACUGAAUGAAAACAGCAAGUUACAGAAGAAUACAUAUGAUACUAUUUACCUAAAGUUUCAAACAUACAAAAUAAUAUACUGUCUAGGGAUAUAUACAUAUUAAAACUAUAAUUCAGAAUAGAAAUUGCCCUUGUGAAGUAGGUAGGAACACGUGGAUAUCUAGGAGGGGUAUAUAAGGAGACUCAAAAGUGUUGGCUGUGUUCUUUCCUCGACUGGGAGAGUAAAUACAUAGGUGUUCAUUUAUUAUUCCUCACCUCUAAAGUCUAAGUAUAUAAAAGUUAUUAUAUACUUAUUAUAUAUUUUUCUCAGUAUAUGUUAUUAUAUACUUUUAUAUACUAAGUUAUAUAGAAGUUAUUUAUAUACUUUUUGCUAGUAUGAAAUGUUUCAUAAUUAUAACCACUUAAAAAUACCACACAUGGGGACUUCCCUGGUGGCACAGCGGUGAAGACUCCGCGCUCCCAAUGCAGGAGGCCCAGGUUUGAUCGCUAGUCAGGGAACUAGAUCCCACAUGCAUGCUGCAACUAAGAGUUCACAUGCCACAACUAAGGAGCCCGCAUGCCGCAACUAAGGAACUGGCAAGCUGCAACUAAGGAGCCCACCUGCUGCAACUAAGACCCAGCGCAACCUAAUAAAUAAAUAAAUAAAUAUUUAAAAGAAAAAAACACAUAUGAAUUUAGGAGUAAAAUCUUCAUUUAACUUAAACUGCAUGAAUAGUCUUUCCAUUGAUCACCAUCCAAUCACAAUAUUAAAUAACACUGAACAAUAAAUAAUGUUAAUGAUAUUUAACCUAUGCUUUUAAAAACAACCAUGAGGGGCUUAAUU
Physeter macrocephalus (sperm whale) is the source of this 11117-nucleotide messenger RNA. RefSeq names its product BH3 interacting domain death agonist (gene BID). NCBI's taxonomy places the organism in Eukaryota, Metazoa, Chordata, Mammalia, Artiodactyla, Physeteridae. The record is from RefSeq and is a predicted model, not a curated record. Gene Ontology annotation, biological process: positive regulation of release of cytochrome c from mitochondria; positive regulation of extrinsic apoptotic signaling pathway; positive regulation of intrinsic apoptotic signaling pathway. The transcript has 7 exons. The coding region runs from base 16 to 1203 and encodes 395 amino acids. Gene Ontology annotation, cellular component: mitochondrion; cytosol; cytoplasm.